This is a messenger RNA of Schistocerca americana (American grasshopper), 1568 nucleotides long. Its product is annotated as elongation of very long chain fatty acids protein 7-like. Gene Ontology annotation, cellular component: endoplasmic reticulum membrane. NCBI's taxonomy places the organism in Eukaryota, Metazoa, Arthropoda, Insecta, Orthoptera, Acrididae. Gene Ontology annotation, molecular function: fatty acid elongase activity. Gene Ontology annotation, biological process: fatty acid elongation, saturated fatty acid; sphingolipid biosynthetic process; very long-chain fatty acid biosynthetic process. The record is from RefSeq and is a predicted model, not a curated record. The coding region runs from base 154 to 1101 and encodes 315 amino acids. The transcript has 9 exons.
AGUCUGCGCAGUAGUUCACUAAAGACACAGAAAUUUCAGCUUGUGUGUUUCGGAUGUUCCAAUUUUAAGAUUUGACAGUUGUUUAAAUAGUGAAUAAAAGGAUUUAGCGCGUGUCUCGAGCUUGGAACGCUAUCGUCGUGGAUCAGAAAUUUUAUGGUGAACACGGACUCUUGUAGAAGGACAAAGAGCGUUCAGCUAUCCCAGUCCGGGUGCAGUGCUUUCGAAUUCUGUGUGCAUUUUGAUAACGCCACCGCUCGGACUCAAGGUAGUACCUUUACUGGACCCAACGCAUCACAGUUCACAAUGGAGACAGCGAUAGAGAGGAUCUACAGUGGAUACAACUUCAUUAACAAUGAAAUUUCUGAUCCACGCACGACGACGUGGCCUCUGGUGGGCAGUCCGUGGCCAAUAAUGAUAGUGGUGGGCCUCUAUCUCUACUUCGUCAACAGUCUGGGCCCGCGUCUUAUGGAGAAUGUCCAGCCCUUCCGCAUCGAGCGUAUCAUGAUAGUAUACAAUCUUUUCCAGAUAGCGGUAAAUCUUUACAUAUUUUACAUGUGCACGCAGCUUGGAUGGGUCAACAAGUACAGUUGGCUGUGUGAGCCAGUGGACUAUUCAGACGAUCCUGACUCACUUAAGGUGGCGUCCAUUACCUGGCUGUACUUUAUCGUCAAGGUGACCGACCUUCUUGACACAGUUUUCUUCGUACUUCGUAAGAAGAACAGCCAAAUAACGUUCCUUCAUGUGUAUCAUCAUGCGGCCAUGGUCUUUGGGACGUGGAUAGCUGCCAAGUAUUUGCCAGGGGGACAUGGCACUUUCGUGGGUUUCUUGAACACCUUCGUACAUGUCAUAAUGUACACUUACUACCUGAUGACUAUUGUCAACCCUGAGUACAAGAAGUCAAUUUGGUGGAAGAAACAUAUCACUCAGCUACAAAUGACGCAGUUCAUGAUGAUCACGGUGCACGCGUCGCAGCUGUUGUUCCGGGACUGCGGGUACCCGCAGUGGGUCGGCUACAUCGUCGUGCCGCAGAACGCCUUUAUGUUCGUCCUCUUCUACGACUUCUACCGAAAAGCUUACUGCGGCGAAAAGAAGAAUGUGUGAUGUGGGGACUUUGUGAAGUUAUGCUGGACUUUGUGCGAUGUUAGACCUCGGACACACUUUUGCAGCUGGCAAUGCAUCUCGCUUCCGGCACGAUGAUUGGGAGCGUUUCAAACUAUCAUUUCACAGCGUAAUGAAAUUUUUGUUUACAACGAUUCUUGUCCCUUUUUGUUAUUUUAUUGAGAUUUUGUUAGUAAGGUUUUAAAGUACUUGGUAGGGAACCAGUAAAUGAAGUAGAGGAAGAGAUGUAUUCAUCAUUCCACUAUGGAUCAAGAAACGAACGGAACAGACCAUCGCAGGGAUCGAACGAAGUACUGAAAAACAGAAAAAAACUUUAACCACAAAGAAAAACAGUGAUAUUUCAUGUGUAUGUAAACUACUGCGCAGAACUGCAAGAAUCAUAAAACAAGAAAAGUGUCAGAAAAUUUUAAGUGUGAACAUUUUUGUUCAGGCCUAAAGUGACUGCUUAA